CUUCUUGUACUUUCCUCCCUUUUUUAUUAUCAUCUCUUUCUCUUGUCAGUCUUGUCUUACUUAAUUUCUCCUCUCUGUCUCUCUCUUUCUCUCUCUCAUUCGCCUGUGUGUUCAUUUUAUGAAUUUUUGUGUUUUUCUUUUUCAUCUCUACUCUUUUUUUUCUCUCUCUGAUUAAUUUGUUCUCUCAGUUAGUUUUGUUUUUCUCUUCAAACAAACAAUUAAAUUUUAGUUAAUUGGUGAAAAUGAAUGACACCAAGGAGAAAAUUGAUUCCAAACAAGAUGAGAUGAAAGGUGGUUUCGCUACCUUCAUUUGGAAUCCCUGGAAGAAGGAGUUUUGUGGUCGCACAGCUUCAUCUUGGGGAAAAAUUUUUGUUUUCUAUGUCAUUUUCUAUAUUUGCUUGGCUGCUUUCUGGGCUAUUAUGUUAUUGAUUUUCAGAAGCACAAUCGAUGAUAAACAACCUAAAUGGAAAUUAGCAGAUAGUCGAAUUGGAACCAAUCCCGGUCUUGGAUACAGACCUCGACCACCUCGAGAGAGGCUUGAAAGUACUUUGAUCAGAUUCCGAAGGAACAACCAGAAAACUUUCCAGCAUUGGGUUCAAGAUUUAACAACAUUCACCAAUGAAUACUCUAACUCCAAUAAAACUGGAAGUGGUGGAGCUGCUCAUCCAAUUGAUUGCGAAACUAGCCAAAUAUCUGCAGAUAACCAAUUCUGCUUUUUCGAUGUUCGAAAGCUUGGCUCAGAGUGUACUAAAGAAAACUCAUUCGGCUACGCCGAAGGAAAACCUUGUGUGCUCAUCAAAUUAAAUAGGAUAUUUGAUUGGAAACCGCAAACUUAUGAUCCAACUGAUUAUGAUAACCCAAGUUUGCCUCAAGAACUGAGGACUGCCAUGAGAAAUACUUAUGAUCAAUCUAAAGGAGCUCGUCGUUACAUUUACAUCACAUGCCAGGGACAAAAUCCAAUUGACAAGGAAAACGUUGGCCCUAUCAAGUUUUACCCUGAACCAGGAAUAAGGGAUUACUAUUUCCCCUUCCGAAACCAGGACAACUAUAAAUCACCAUUUGUGUUCGCCCAAUUUACUAAUCCUAGUCAUGGUUUGGUCAUCAAUGUGGAAUGUAAGGCGUGGGCCAAAAAUAUCAAGCACAAUCUUUUAGAGAGAGAAGGCAGUGUUCACUUUGAACUGUCCAUAGAAUAACACAUUCGUUAGUUUUAAAAACAAUAAUUAUAUAUAUUAUAACAAUUUCAACCAAUUGUAGUCGAUUACAGAGAUAUUCCUGUUGAGAAAACGAAAAGUAUAAAACACGAAGAUGAAAAACACCAUCAGCAAGAAAAAAAAACAACAACAGUUAACAUCAGCAACAAUAUUUUCAUCGAGAAAAGAAAACAAAUCAUCAACAUGUAUGCAAAUACAUACUGCUAAUAUUAAUCUGAGAAGAAGAGAAACUUACCUCAUGUAACAUUUACUGGUUUGCACCAAUUCAGAAUAAAUCACGUAUUCCGGUUUUAAGUUAAACAGACAAGAUGAUGGAUGAAUAUAAACCUUUUCUUCCGACAUUUUCUGUAAAAUUAAUUCAGUAAUCAAACAAAAAUUAACAAAGUUACAUAAAAAUCGAUUAAUAUAAAACAAUUCACAUGAAAGAAGAAAAA
Molecule: messenger RNA, 1645 nt
Organism: Panonychus citri (citrus red mite)
Lineage: Eukaryota; Metazoa; Arthropoda; Arachnida; Trombidiformes; Tetranychidae
Product: sodium/potassium-transporting ATPase subunit beta-like
Exons: 5
Coding region: 243-1193 (316 amino acids)
Biological process (GO): potassium ion import across plasma membrane; sodium ion export across plasma membrane; intracellular sodium ion homeostasis
Cellular component (GO): sodium:potassium-exchanging ATPase complex
Molecular function (GO): ATPase activator activity
Source: RefSeq, a predicted model, not a curated record